CUGGGCAUGCUCCAGGCUACUGGGCGCCUCUUCAUGGUCACUGACUACUCUCCUGAGUGGUCAUAUCCUGAGGGUGGCGUUAAGGUGCUAAUCACAGGUCCCUGGCAAGAGGCUGGAUCAAAUUAUAGCUGCUUGUUCGACCAGAUCUCAGUUCCAGCUUCUCUCAUUCAACCAGGGGUGCUGCGUUGCUACUGUCCAGCUCACGACACAGGUCUGGUGACACUCCAGGUGGCCGCCAGUAAUCAGAUAAUUUCCAACUCUGUUGUUUUUGAGUACAAGGCUCGAGCUCUCCCUUCCCUGCCGUCCUCUCAGCAUGACUGGCUCUCACUGGAUGAUAACCAGUUCAGAAUGUCUAUCCUGGAACGCUUGGAGCAGAUGGAGAGAAGGAUGGCCGAGAUGGCCAGCCACCAGCAGCAGAGCAGUGCUGGGAGUGGUGGCGCUGGAGGAGGAACAGGAGGAACUGGCGGAGGAGGUGGGGCCACUGGAGGUGGCGGAGGGGGAGACAGCAACAGCCAAACACAGGUAAGCCCAACGCAGGCCAGCAGCUCCUUCGAGAGCCGUGUCGUGGUAGUUUGUGAGAAGAUGAUGAGUCGAGCUUGCUGGGCCAAGUCCAAACAUUUAAUCCACUCCAAAACUUUCCGAGGCAUGACGCUCCUUCACCUGGCUGCAGGCCAGGGCUACGCUACCCUCAUCCAGACGCUCAUAAAGUGGCGCACCAAGCAUGCUGAUAGCAUUGAUUUGGAGUUGGAAGUGGACCCUUUGAACGUUGAUCACUUCUCCUGCACACCUUUGAUGUGGGCUUGCGCACUGGGUCAUCUGGAAGCUGCAGUGGUCCUAUAUAAAUGGGAUCGACGGGCCCUGGCAAUUCCUGAUUCUCUGGGCCGUCUACCCCUUUCCAUCGCCCGCUCUCGUGGCCACACCAAACUGGCUGAAUGUCUGGAGCAACUGCAACGGGAGGAGCAGCAACCACCGGCUCCUCUACCCCCUACAACUCGCAUGUCCUUCUCCCCGGCGCCCGACACCCCCACGACAGACAGCUGGAUGCUGAACUGGGCCAAUGAGAGUGUAGUCACAACCGGUGGAAAGAGAGGAGGUCCCGCUACAACGACAACCACAUCAAGCAACACCACCCACAACCCAGGCUUCGGCAGCUUGGGGAAGGAAAAGCUUGUCGCCCGAUUACGCCAGCGGGAACAGCUCGGCAUGCUGGUCAUGGCAGACAGAAACAUGGCUGAUGCAGAAAUGCUGUCCUAUCGGGAUGAUCUGGAGAAUCACGACUGUCUCUCGCAGAUGGAUGACCUACAGGCGAAUAUGAUGUCUCUGGCUGAGCACAUCAUUGAGGCAACACCAGAGAGGAUCAAGAGGGAGCACUUUACUGCUACCGACUCUUUGCCAGUAGAAACAUCAGGGGUCAACAACACCAUGAAUUGGCUGGCCAACUACCUGGGAGAUGUGGAGCAGCUGCCUAGCAUCCUACACUUACGAUCUCUGUAUAAUGAACCCUUCACCUCAUCGUCCAAACCCAACUUGAGUCCAGGAGGUUCUCCGCUAGCAGAGGUACCGUUGGAGAGGCCCACACUCCCAUCCCCAGCAGACUGGAGUGAGUUCAUCAAUGCUUCCAACAGCAAAGUGGAGAGAGACCUGGCCCAGCUAACACUGUCUGAUCCAGAACAAAGAGAACUAUACGAAGCUGCCCGUCUAGUUCAGACUGCCUUCCGCAAGUACAAGGGACGACCGCUUCGAGAGCAACAAGAAGUAGCUGCUGCUGUUAUUCAGCGUUGUUACAAGAAAUACAAACAGCUUACAUGGAUAGCUUUGAAGUAUGCACUUUAUAAGAAGAUGACGCAGGCCGCCAUCCUUAUCCAGAGUAAAUUCCGCAGCUAUCAUGAGCAGAAGAAGUUCCAGCAGAGCAGGAAGGCAGCUAUGCUCAUUCAGCAAUACUACCGCAGCUACAAGGACUCAAGCAGACUCAGGCCUCACCACCAUGGGGCAGCUGCUGCCCUUGUGCAACACAAAUUGAGAGGAAGUCUGCUCACUAAGAGGCAGGAUCAAGCUGCCAGGAAGAUCAUGAGGUUUCUGCGUCGCUGCCGCCACAGCCCCUUGAUGGACCAUAGACUGUUCAAGCGGGGUGAAAGAAUUGAAAAGGGCCAGGGAACAUGA
Nerophis lumbriciformis (worm pipefish) is the source of this 2160-nucleotide messenger RNA. NCBI's taxonomy places the organism in Eukaryota, Metazoa, Chordata, Actinopteri, Syngnathiformes, Syngnathidae. The record is from RefSeq and is a predicted model, not a curated record.